This is a messenger RNA of Endocarpon pusillum Z07020, 2100 nucleotides long. RefSeq lists its product as uncharacterized. Lineage: Eukaryota; Fungi; Ascomycota; Eurotiomycetes; Verrucariales; Verrucariaceae. The coding region runs from base 1 to 2100 and encodes 699 amino acids. The transcript is spliced from 4 exons. The record is from RefSeq and is a predicted model, not a curated record.
AUGACCAACGACCAGCCCCUAGAAACCUCGGGGACCUCUUCUGCAGGUCUUCCUGGAGUAAUUAUGGCAGAAGAUCAGCAACGUUCAGACUACGUUUUUAGACCCGUAUCUGUUCCUAAGGGCUAUCCAGAGCUCAAAUACAAGCCGAUUAUGCUCAGCUUUCGUUGCAUGCUAUGCGUACUUACAUUUUAUCUCAUCGUCCUGGGUCUACUUAUUACUCUUAUUUUUGUCCACAAUGUUUCGUUCAGCAGUCAAUAUGGAUAUUUCACUAUUCGAAUCCUACCACCGAUAAUAGGCACAAUUACCGCUUCUUUAUGGCGUACCAUCGUCUUAACAGUCAGCAGGAUUGAGCCGUUUAUUGCGAGUGCUUCAGACGAUCCUACGGUCUAUAAUUGGCAGAACUCAGCACAUCGGACAAUUCUCGCGGAGUAUUUUCCGGUCCCUGAAAUUUUCAAUAUGAUACGAAAUAGAAACGGACUCUUGACCUUCACAUAUAUUCUGUGGGUUUUAUCAAAUGCUGUCUUAGCCUUCAAAGCUGUAUUGCUCAAUACAACUAAUUACGACGACUACUGGGAGGCGGCUGUCACUUUUUGGGCUCUGUAUGCCCUUAUUUCAAUUUAUUUCUUGCUGAUAGUGGGCCUGGUAGCCCUGAUGUGGCAUUUAAGAGCUGUUACGACCGGCCUACUUUGGGAUCCUGUGUCAAUUGCUGACCAUCUAGUGCUCUUUCAUCAUUCGAAUUUUCUUGCAAAGUUUGAUGGGACAGGGGCUAUUUCCCGCGAUAGCCUACACGAGCGUUUCCGGCGUAAUGAUUUUCGAUUGAAGUAUUGGGAUCGGGGUUCACUUGGGAUCUGGCAUGGUUUUGGAGUGAUUGAACAUGACCUUCAUGGUUCUGUGCAGAGAAAUGCUCCUGGUCCAGCCCCUGCUCCCAUUUCCACCGCCUCUGAGCCCAAUCCAGCUGACUCGGCGCAAUCUCGUCUUUCGGCCUUGAAAGCGGAAAGCAGCAAUGCGGGGACAACAGCUACUUUAUCCAUGCAAGAGGUGUCGAAAGCCAGCUAUCGCUCCUGUUAUUACAACAUGGAGCGCUCAAUGAUGGUUAUUUGGACGACAGUGGCGUUGGUGUUAUUUUGCCUACUCCUCGCAGCCGCCAUAACCAAUAUGGCUUCUGGAAUAGAUGUAUCCUUACCAUACGGCGUUACAUUAUUCUUGUUUCAAUUCUUGCCGGCAUUCGUUGUCGGUCUGUACACCUGGUUCUGGGAAGACGCCGACGUGUUCUGCCGAGCUACUCAACCGUUCAUCGGCAUGCGUGACAACCCAAAGCCUGCAACGGAAAACAUCUUACUGGACUACACCUGUCUUCCUCCAGGUAUUGCCACAUAUACAGCCUUCACCAACAAGCACUGGAAGGUCGCCAGAGUCUCUGCAAUAUCCCUGCUUCAACGGUUACUGCCAAUCAUUAUACCCGGCAUGGUCACGGUAGUGGAUGGAAAAGAUCAUCGUACCGUCUACGUGUCAAUUCCCCUACUUAUCGUCUCUUUGAUCUAUCUAGGAUCAUACAUCAUCCUCAUCCCCUUCGAAGUAUGCCAGAAUGGUCUGAAACGUCACCUGCCCCGCAAUUACAGCGCGAUUGCGGACCUGAUUUCAUGGUGCUACGCUAGCAGUCUCCUACGGUCUGACGCUUUCGAGCUGUCGUGGCGCAAACGCAACGACGCGCCGGGCUAUGUAUAUGAGCGUUGGCAGAUGGAAGCCGCGCUCAGACUCAAACACCACUCGUACCAAUUUGGAGUAUAUAAAUCCCAGCUCAAUCCGGGCACGCAUUGCAUUGGAUUUGACGAGGCAAAUCAAGUCGACGCGGUGGAUUUGCCGGACAAAAGAUCCCUUCGCCGCAGGCGACGUCGGGCGAGUCACGGUCGGGAAAGUCAGAUGAAGUGGGAAAUGUCGAAACUGACUUGGCUAGAUGCCUCUAAAGAGCGGGCUACGGAUCCAACGACAACUCAGUUGCAGUUCCGCAUGCCCAGGAGGAGCAGCCCGCAGAGUAGCCCGGGGUUUGAAGGUCGGUCCCAAGUUCUUAGUCUGAUUGUGCUAUCCACCACUCUGUCGUAA